Molecule: messenger RNA, 3116 nt
Organism: Bubalus bubalis (water buffalo)
Lineage: Eukaryota; Metazoa; Chordata; Mammalia; Artiodactyla; Bovidae
Gene: SORBS3
Product: sorbin and SH3 domain containing 3
Exons: 20
Coding region: 322-2547 (741 amino acids)
Molecular function (GO): protein binding
Source: RefSeq, a predicted model, not a curated record
UGACGGGGAGUUCUCUCGCGCCCCGGCCGGCCGGAGCCCCCGCCCUCCACCCAAGUCCGGCCCAGGGGCCAGAUCACAGGGAGAGACACACUCCGCCCGCGCGCCUGCCGGCCCCGCGCGCCUCUCACGGUCCUUGCUCCCAGCGCUCGCCCUCGUCCCCACUUCUCCGGCCCCGCCGAUCCCCCUCUUCCUCCUCGGGCGCCCGGCCUCGUGGAGCCCGUCCUGACCGGGUCACAAGGGCGGACGGCACAGCCCGGACUUCUCCCUGCCCUCCUUCCCCGAGGGCCCGCCGCGGCCGCGCCAGGCAGGAGCCGCGCAGAGAUGCUCUUGUGUCCUCUCGGGCGCCCGCAGUCCCCUCCACCUGCUCUCCUGGGAAGAGGACACGCCGAGGAGCAGCUCUCCAGCCCUGACCCGAGCAUGCAGGCUCCACCCCACAGCCUCCCAGCUGGGCUCAGCCUGGAUGACUUCAUCCCGGGCCACCUCCUGGCCCACGUAAGGUCACCCGCCCGGGGGACACGGGUGCCCGUGAUCCGGAAUGGUGGCUCCAACACCCUUAAUUUCCAGUUCCAUGACCCUGCGCCCAGGACCGUGUGCAAUGGGUACUUCCAACCGAGGAGAGAUGCUUCCAGACACCCAGACCCUGCUUGGUAUCAGACCUGGCCGGGCCCUGGGAGCCGGCCCCCUGGGAACCAGAAGACCCCUGCCUCCCAGCAUUCCCAGAAGUGGUCAGCUACAUGGACCAAGGACAGCAAACGGCGGGACAAGCGCUGGGUCAAGUAUGAGGGCGUCGGGCCCGUGGAUGAGAGCGGCAUGCCAAUUGCGCCCCGAUCUAGUGUUGACAGCCCCAGGGACUGGUACCGAAGAAUGUUCAAGCAGAUCCACUGCAAAAUGCCGGACCUACAGCUGGACUGGACCUUCGAGGAGGCACCCAAAGUGGAUUCUUCCUGUGCCACCUCUUCAGACUCAAGGCAUCCAGGGCCCCAGCAAAGACCACCUGUCAGGCCAAAUCAGAUGUCGCCUCUGAGCGGAAGAAGCUGGGAUGUCUCUGAAGAGUCUCUUAGAAGCACCUUCAGUUGCAGUCCUGGAGCACCCUCCUCCCUGCACCAGACCUCAAAGCAGGUGCUCAGACGCCAAGAGAAAGCGGACAAUGUCUGGACGGAAGAAUCCUGGAACCAGUUUCUGCAAGAACUAGAGACUGGGCAGAAGCCCAAGAAACCACUGGUAGACGACCCUGUUGAGAAGCCCUCCCAGCCCAUUGAGGUCCUGCUGGAGAGAGAGCUGGCCAAGCUGAGCGCCGAGCUGGACAAGGACCUGCGGGCAAUAGAGACUGGGCAGCCGUCCCCCAAGAAGGCGCCCCGACGCUCCCAGGAGCCGCGGCCCCCAGCGCGCCCGGCCUCCGCCUGGAGCUCCAGCUCCCCGAAUGCACUUUACCCGAGUUCCUCCCUGAGCCCCCACAGGAUGGCGGAUGGAGGAAGCCCCUUCCUAGGUCGGAGGGACUUUGUCUACCCUUCCUCAACUCGAGACCCUAGUGCCUCUGAUCCAGGGGGCAGUCCUGCCAGGAAGGAAGAGAAGAAGAGGAAGGCCGCCCGGCUCAAGUUUGACUUCCAGGCCCAGUCCCCUAAGGAACUGACUCUGAAGAAGGGUGACAUUGUCUACAUCCACAAGGAGGUGGACAAGAACUGGCUGGAGGGAGAGCACCAUGGCCGCCUGGGCAUCUUCCCCGCUAAUUACGUGGAGGUGCUGCCAGCUGAUGAGAUUCCCAAGCCCAUCAAGCCUCCAACCUACCAGGUGCUGGAGUAUGGAGAAGCCGUGGCCCAGUACAACUUCAAGGGGGAUCUGGAGGUGGAGCUUUCCUUCAGAAAAGGGGAGCGCAUCUGCCUGAUCCGCAAGGUGAAUGAGCACUGGUACGAGGGCCGUAUCUCGGGCACUGGGCGCCAGGGCAUCUUCCCCGCCAGCUACGUGCAGGUGACCCGGGAGCCCCGGGUCCGGCUCUGUGAUGACGGCCCCCAGCUCCCUGCAUCUCCCCGCCUGCCUACCGCCCGCCUGGUCCAUCACCCCAGCUCUCCUUUAACACCACGCAGCCCAGCUGACCCCACUGACUGGGGGGGCCAGACCUCCCCCCGCCGCACCGGCUUCUCCUUCCCUCCCCAGGAGUCCAGACCCCAGACCCAGAGUCUCAGCACCCCUGGGUCAGCUCUGUCCCAUCCUGGAGGCUCCAGCCAUCCCCUGGACCUGGGGACCUCGUCCUCUACCACCAGCGAGAUACACUGGACCCCGUGUCUCCAGGAGGACCCAGAAAUUUGGGACAUUCCCUGGAAAUUAUGUAGCCCCGGUGUGAGUGGUCUCCGUGGCAACUCAGAGCCCACCCAGGAUGGGGUGGUGAACAGAGCACUUAUGGGAGGGAGAGAGGACUCCCCCCUACACACACCCCUCCCCCAGGACCUGAGCUGCUGGCAUCUGCAGACAAGCCCAGCAGUCUUUCCUACAGAACCUCCCUUGAAGCCCCCUGGACUGAUUCCCACCCACGACUCACAAGCAUUCCUCUAACAGCCCUUUUAUUUCCUCCCCUUCCCCACUCCCCAAAUAUAGAGGUCUGCUUUGAAGUGGAGACUGUUUCAGGCCUUAUUGAGACCAGACCCCUGAGUCCCCCACCCCACUAUGGCGUUUCCGUUUAACAGAGACCGGCUCCCAGCUUUACCCCCAUGGGGUUCCUCUAACAAGAACCAGCUUCCUAACCUAAUAGAGACCAAAGGCCGCCUGUGCCUGGAGGGCUUUCUCCCUUGUCACUGCAGCUUGCUUGCCAUCCUCUUUGCCUUCCUGCCUCCAGCUGGGCCUGGGAGUUUGGUGGGGGAUGGACAUGACUCUUCCUUAGUAUUUGCUGCCUGGCAAGAGGUCUUGCCUGAAGGCUCCCUCUUCCCAAAGGCUGCCAAACCCUGCGCCUGGGCCGUGCUUAUCAUUCCGGCUGCCUUGGUGCCCAGGAAGAGCGGGGCUUCCGAGGACUGGCCUGUCCCAGAUGUAUUCCAGGGAAACGGGUAUGUGCUCUCCUCCUGCCAGCCCAGCGGCCCCCAAGUCCCCCCUGGAAGCAGAGAAUGUAAAAUAAAUCUGGGUACCAGGGA